AGAGAAACAGCAGCAUAGGCUGCUGCUCAGUUUAUGGCUGUUACCAGACUCAAAGUGAAUAAAGAGAGGCAGAGAAGGUUCUGGAGACUUCGGUGAAGCACCCUGAUUAAGUACAGGAGAAAGAGCGGCAGACGGAAGGAUAAAGAUAAGAGAACGUGUGAGGUUAAGGAACCAUGUUGAUUAAAACAAGACUUGGAGAUGAACAAAAAUUUGUUCGACUAACAGAGCCGGAUCUGAAGGAGUUUUUGAUUGCAGUAUUUGUGAAGUUUGGUGUGCCAGCUGUAACUGAAGGUGUGAAGGUUGUUGACAGUUCUGGGACUGAGUUGGAUGAGGAUGUAUUUGAGGAUGUUGUUAAGGAUCCCUCAGCUGGAGUUCUAACAAUCAAAUAUGAAACUGGUUUGUUUCAGCUACAUCUAUAAUCAAUGUUAGUGUUUAAUGAACUUAGUUCAUUGUGGUUUUUCUUCCAUCUGCUUCUCUUAUGGUCAGAGUUUGUCUCCAUGGUGGAAUCUCCAGAGCUAUCUGAACCAUUAUCCCAUGGUUCGUCUGAUUCUCAAGAUACACUAAUUCUUUCAGAGAGUCCUUCCGUGAAACGGCAGAGGCUGGACACAGAAGCCAAGCAUUUGGUGGAAUCCAUUCUGAACAACAAACCUGGUGGGGAACGCAUAAUAAAGGAAUAUAAUCGAAGCAAGUGCCUUACAGAUGAAACCAGAAGGAAAAUGGUGAACAUACUGGCAGCUGAUUUGACAGAGAAGAAUGGGACAUCACCACCCAGAGAGGUUAAAGAAAUGUACGCCAGAGGAAUUGUGAACUUAUUCCCCCACCUCAGCGAUCCGUUCUCCAGGACUGGAUAUGAGCAUUAUUAUGAUGGUGCAUGCGGCACUGGGUACUUGGCCUGGAGGAUAAAAACUAUUCAGAGAUCCACUGCUCGAGACAGACGAUCAUCAUAUGGAGCAUCAUCUGAAGAAGCAUCUUGUGAGCAUGGGCUUGGAGGACCAGCUGCCAGAUGGGAAUCCCACUUUGUUCCAGAGACUGUCCUGAGUGAAGAAGAGUGUAAGGAAGCCAUCGCACUGAUUAAACAUUCAGCCGAUGAAGACACAAUCAAGAAGAAGUUGAAGCUCAUUUGACUUCCGACGCAACAUGGUCCUCGACCCACAACAGUCGAGCAACGUACUAUACGUCUUUCCACGUUUCAAAGAUGUCAAAGGCUUGGUGGAGCAGGAUUUUGUUCUGAUGUUUGGAGAAGAUGUCUCUGGCAAGUUUCUGGAGAAAUGGACGACCACAUUCAAGAGAAAGAUCAUCCAACAAUGCAGAAAGCUUCCACCCACUAGUGAGCUAGAAGAUCUUCUCCUGGCAGCUGAUACUCCAGAGGAUGGCACUGAAGUGGAUGAUGACAUUGUGCAGACAGACAGGCGCCAUUAGGAGCACUCAUCGCCGACUCGCCAGACAAUCCAGCCUCGCAGUGCCUGUGACUGCAGAGCUGCUCACCUUGUAGCAGAUGCGAGAUUGUGUGUCACUGAUGAUCCACCACAAGUUGCAUCUGUGAUCCCUACAUGCUGAGCUCUGUGUAUAGCCGUGCUGCAUGAUCCUUAUUAAAGUUUCGCCAACAUCCAGACUCUCGAGGUGUUCUUACCGACACACCGGGACGGUCCCAUGAUACUCCGGCCCAGCCCUUACAGUCCAUAAACAGUUGGGACAGUGACCUCUCAUCAAUUUUGCUGCUGCUACACCUGAUUCCCCCCUCUGCCAUGGGUCGUAAGAGACCAGGGAAGGUGUCUGCUACCCAAGCAGAGAAGCAUCUUGAGGUUUUCAAGAAGACAGGAACCAACAUCCAAGAACAUCUUGAUGGCAUCACGACAAGCACACAACCCUAUCUCCUGGCUGUAGGACGAAGGAAGAAAGCAGUCCACCAGUUAUUCAUCAUCCUUGACAAAAAUGCCAUUGCUUGCAGGUCAACCUCCUCUCUUGGUGCCUUUGACGAACUGUUUAAGGCACAUUAUGUAUUUGCCACAAUAUACAACCCCAUGCUGUGCAACAUGUUUACAUUCAUCCAGACCACUGUGUACAACAUAGAUGUUGGCAAAGUGAAGGAGAGUCCUCAUGUGGCAGAAAUUUGGGCUAGGUUGCUUCACUAGUACUUGAACAGAUCUGUUUGGCAUGAAGUGUUUUGUUUGUGAAACAGAGUUAAGUUGCACAAAUGCACUUGUUCGGCAUAUACGAGUAGUUCAUGGUUAUUUAGAUGGAAAAUAUCUUCGCCUUAAAUGUGCUGUGUCUGGAUGUGGCCAUGUGCUUGGAACGUUUUCUGCGUUUAGGAAACAUUUAAACACCAAACACACCAACAAUGUUGAGCAACAAAUUAACAAUGUCAAUUCAAGCAGAGCAGAUCUUGGUGAUGUGGGAGAGCUGUUGACUGCUAAUAUAGAAGAGACAGCCACAACAUCUACUCUGUUGAAGUCCAAGAGCAGCAUUUUAGAUAUGUGUGCUACUGCUAUUGCACAACUCAGAGCAGCUGGAUUAAGUCAGUCUAAUGUUAAGAGAUUUGUGUCAUCCAUGGAAGAAGUGAUUUUUGAGACUCACAGUCAGGCUAUGUAUAUAGCUUUACAGUGCUUGUCUUCAGAGGAUACAGAAAAUAGGAACAAAGUAGAGCAAUCAUUCAAAACAUUGGAAAAUCCAUUUGAAACUUUAAAUUCUGAAGCAAAGUUAAACAAACAUUUAAGAGAGAAACGGGGAUUUGUUGAGCCUAUUGAAAAAGUGCUUGGCACAAGAUUUGACAGCAGAAGAAACAAAAGUACUGGGACACAUGAUCAAGUCAUUGUAAUUGAUAAGUUUGCUUAUAUUCCUAUUUUGGAAACCCUGAAGAAUAUUUUACAAAAAAAAGAACUUACAGACCUGUUCAAGCCCGGGUAUAUUCCCAAAGAAGGUGUAUAUGCAGACUUGAGGGAUGCCACCUAUUUUAAAGAAAGUCCCCUAUUUUCUAUUCAAAAAGAUGCCCUUCAGAUUCAGCUGUUUUAUGACGACUUUGAAACUGCAAAUGUUUUGGGAUCUAAAAAGGGUUUACAUAAAUUAGGUGCUAUAUAUUUUACUCUAAGAAUUUUUAAUCCAAUUUUUAAUUCAUCUUUGAUUAAUAUUCAUUUAUGUGCUCUAUUCCAUGCACAGGACAUCAAACGAUACAGCUUUAAUUUGAUACUUGAACCUCUUGUUAAUGAUCUGAAACUGCUUGAGACAGAGGGACUUCAAAUUCCAAUUUUUGAACAUGCGAUUCGUGGUACUGUUGUUCAGGUCACAGGGGACAAUCUUGGUUUGCAUGGUCUGUUUGGCUUUGUGGAGUCGUUUGGCGCUCGCUAUUGCUGUCGUUUUUGUCUCCUUGAAAAACACAUUUUUCAAACUGUAUUCUGUGAAGAUGACCCUGAAGUUGUUUUAAGAACGGUUGAUGGGCAUGCACAACACUGUCAGACUGUACAAGCAGAUCCUAGGCUCCCUCAUGUAUAUGGUGUGAAACACAUUUGUCUGUUGAAUUCACUUCAGUAUUUUAACACAGCCAAAAACUUUUCUGUAGAUAUCAUGCAUGAUAUUCUAGAGGGGGUUGGUCAGUUUGAGGUGAAACUGAUUCUAAAAUACAUUCAUGGCCACUUCCUAAGUGCUGAACAAGUUGCUGGUAGAAUACAUGCAUAUGACUAUGGUUUCAAUCAGCAGCGAAACCGUCCACCUAUGUCAACAGAUAAGAUGCUGGAUGGAAGUAAUGAUUUGGGUUUAACAGCCAUACAAUCUUGGUGCUUGUUACGCAAUAUGCCUCUGCUAUUUGGUGAUUUGAUUGAGACGGAUGAUAAACACUGGCAUGUCCUACUUUUGCUUCUACAUAUUGUUAGCAUUGUAUUUUCACCAGUCUUGUCAGAAGGCAUGACAGUGUACCUCAAACAUUUAAUCACUGAGCAUCAUCGGCUGUUCAAGCAAUUAUUUCCUGAAAUAAAUCUCUUGCCAAAGCAUCACUUCAUGAUACAUUAUCCUCGUAGCAUAAGGCACAUUGGUCCAAUUUUGCAUACACGGUGCAUGCGUUACGAAGCCAAACAUAAUUUCUUCAAGCAACAACUAAAAAGCUUUAAAAACAUUACAAAAACAUUGGCCAAAAAGCACCAAAGUUACAUGGCAAUGUAUCAUGAAUCUUUUGGCAAGGAAAGAUUAACUUUAGGUCCAGGAAAGAUGGUGACACUUUAUAAGUUAAAAGAGGGUGCAGCGAUGGCUGCAAAAUUUGGGAUUGUUUUAUCAACCAGUGUGUUUUCUGCCAAGUGGAUAAAAUACUAUGGUACAGAGUACCGUCCUGACUUUAUUAUUUGUACUCAGGUAGUAUGUGAGAUGCCUGUAUUUUGUAAGAUCAAAACUAUUGCUGUAAAAGAUGACAGCGUUUUACUCUGUGGAAAAUUGAUGGAAACCAUGUGUUUUGAUAACCACUACCACGCCUUUAAGGUCAAGCUGCAUUCACACAAUGUUCUUAAAGUUUUGCACAUAAAUGAUCUUUUCUACUUCAAACCAUUUGAUGUUCAAAUGAAGUAUGGUAUGACAGAUACCGCCUUAUAUGUGGUUCCAUAUUGCCAUUUUAUGCAGACCUAAUGGUGUCCUUAUAAUGUUAACUGUUUGGACUUGAGAUCAGUUGCUUGGCAUGGCAAGCACACUUGAAACCAUUUACCGCAAAAGCUUUAGUCAACUUAAAACCCUCCAACAUAGUGGGAAGUACACCAUAUGUUACUGUAACAUUACU
Archocentrus centrarchus (flier cichlid) is the source of this 4750-nucleotide messenger RNA. RefSeq lists its product as uncharacterized. NCBI's taxonomy places the organism in Eukaryota, Metazoa, Chordata, Actinopteri, Cichliformes, Cichlidae. The coding region runs from base 2155 to 4602 and encodes 815 amino acids. The transcript has 12 exons. The record is from RefSeq and is a predicted model, not a curated record.